AUACUUGUAGAUCAUGGUAACUUAAAGGAAUUCCAUGUGCACAUACAAUUACAACAAUGCAUUAUAAGAACUAUGAGGUUGAGCCAUAUGUUGACCAUUGGUAUAGGAAGGAUACCUACCUUAAGGCAUACAACAGAUUCAUUCAACCUUUAACUAAUAUGAAUUUGUGGCCAAAAAGCACACUGCUAGCUAUUGAACCACCUGUUAUAACCGCAAUGCUAGGAAGGCCAAAGAAAAAAAAAGAAUAAAAGUUGUUGAUAAACCAAAGAAGAAGUUUGGGAAGGAUACAAGGAUAAGGAGACAAAUGAGAUGUUCUUUGUGCGAGACUCUUGGACAUAACAAGAAAGGAUGUCCAUCAGCAAGAAACCAAGGGGGAAGGGCUGGAACUAGUUCAGUUGGAGGUGAAACUGCUGAAAAUGCUUCAUCAACAACAUCAGGUGGAAGGGCUGGAACUAGUGGAAAUGCAUCAGCAGCAACAACUGAAAAUGCAUCAGUAGCAGCAACUGGAUCAGCAACAGCAACUUCAAAUAUGGAAAGUGGCACCUUCACUCAACCAAUCACUGAUCCAAGCACACAACAAUCAACUAAUAUUGCUGGAGGUCCAAAAAGGAAGACCAAUGAGCCUAGAAGAUGUGGUGCAAAUGCAGGGUCUAAGAGACCAAAGGCAACAAGAUAUGUCUGGAACUACUGACAGAGUAGUACAUAAUUCUUCUACACUCAUAAGUUCUGCCCCUACCAACAUUGAACUUAGGUUCAAACCCCAUGGGCUAAAGUGGAAGGGUCGAGUUGCUGUUAAACAAAGGCAGCUGCAAGAACAAAGUUACAGAAGGGCAAACUCUGCUACAACCACUCAAGCCACACCAAUGACACAAUCCACACCAAGAAACCAAGCCACAACAGACAUUAAUUGAAGUGCUCAGCUGAUAUUUUGAAGACUAAAUCAUAGAUGUUUUUGUUGACUGCCUGUGGUAGACAAUAUUUUGUAAAGCUACUUCAUUAUGUAUGUUUUUGUUGACUGCUUAUCGUAGACAAUAUUUUGUAAAGCAACUUCCUUAUUUUGGAUGUUUUA
Messenger RNA from Nicotiana tabacum (common tobacco), 1069 nucleotides. Lineage: Eukaryota; Viridiplantae; Streptophyta; Magnoliopsida; Solanales; Solanaceae. The record is from RefSeq and is a predicted model, not a curated record.